AUGGGUGUAGAACUGAAAGGAAAUGGUCACGGGGAGGCGCCCAUGAACCCUACGAUUGCGGUUCCUCUAUUCGUCGCCGGUGGACUCGUCGCCAUCUUGUUCGCCUGGAAAACCGCCAUUCGCAUUCGACACCGUCAACGUUCGAAAGAGGCACGGGCAGGAACCGACCAAAUACAGGUGUCACGGACAAAUCGCUUCAACGCCUCCCUGAAGAAGCAUGUACUAUACGCUCCGCUAUGGGGUAAUCGUCAUAGUCGCGAGUUCCGCUUCCUCAGACUCCACAUGGGAUCGCUUCCACUGCGACUGGAAGUGAUUUGCCUUUUGAUAUACCUUGGCUUGAACAUCAUUUUCAUUAUUGUGACAGUUGAUUGGUGGAUCAGUGAUUACUCCCAGAAGAUGUUCCAGCUCAAGUAUUCUGCAGGCCAUCUGGCUGUCAUGAAUACACCGGGUCUGGUCCUGAGUGCUGGGCGGAAUAAUCCACUGAUUCAGCUGCUUGGUAUCUCAUUUGAUGGCUUCAACUAUAUGCAUCGCUGGGUAGGACGUGUGAUCGCUGCCAAUGCGGUGAUUCACAUGAGUGCAGUGUUGGCUAACCAAGCCUAUAUGCACGGUACGGAAUAUGUCCUCUAUGCUGUCUGGCAACAGCGCCUCUACUUCUGUGGCCUUGUGGCCGUUCUUGGAUUCAUUUUCAUUGUCGUUCAAUCACUGUCGCCGGUCCGACAUUCAUUCUACGAACUAUUCCUUCACCUGCAUAUUGCCUUGGCAGUCAUGUCCUUCGUUGCCCUCUGGUAUCAUCUGCAGAACCUAUUGCAACAGCAAGUGCUUCUAGGUACAUUAAUCCUAUGGGGUCUCGAUCGCGCAGGUCGACUCGGUAUUCUACUCUGGAGAAACAUUGGCAGACAACCCACAACUGCCACCAUUGAAGCCUUGCCUGGGUCUGUCGCCCGUGUCGAUGUCGCUGUCUCUCGAGCCUGGCGCUUCCGCCCUGGCCAGUACAUGUAUCUCUACCUGCCGUGUUUGGGUUUGUGGACAUCACAUCCUUUCACUGUUGCAUGGACAUCUACUGGUUCAGAUUCUCUGAAUAUGGGCGAGAAGCGCAGCUCAAGUGACUCCCUGAAGGCUCUCAUUGGAGGGUCGGAGACUACUACCAUGUCUGUCCUUAUCAAGGGACAGGAUGGAUUCACGAAGAAACUUCUUCAAAAGGCGGAGGACUCCGCCGAGGGACGGAUCAAUGCUAUGGCUUUGGCGGAGGGACCAUUUGGUGGUAUCCAUUCUCUCGACUCUUACGGCACUCUGCUUUUGAUCGCUGGCGGCAUUGGCAUUACCCACCCAAUGUCGUACCUGAACGAGGUCGUUGGCACCUUUGCUGAGCAGAAAACAGCUACACGCAAGGUCCGUCUGGUUUGGAUCGUUCGCAGCCUAGUCAACAUGAAAUAUACACUUCAAACUUGCAUUUUCACCCAUCAGACCAACCCCGCCCUAUCCGCGUGCAAUAGCAGCUGCAGUCCCCUCGAAAAGAACUUGAACACAUUAUGGGGGAAGCAAAAUGGGAACUGGCAGCCUCAGUACCAAUACUGUAAGACAGACGAAUCGUCUUUUGUCCAGUAUCAGGGUGGCUGUGCGACAUGUCUGGAGAAGCAAGAUAAUACCAAAGUGUUGGGCAACUACCUAGGAGCAAUGGGAUCAGCCUGUGGCAACAAACCUAAUGCGACGAAAGGUCAAACAGUUUCUCUAUCGCGAUCUUUAUUCACAUCGACUUCACCUUCCGCUUCCGCGACAUCAGGCUCAGGACUUAGCUCAGGAACCAAGAUUGGAAUUGGUGUCGGAGUUGGACUGGGGGUUGUUGCUUUGGGCGUGAUAGCCGGGAUUGUGUGGUUCUGUAUGAGACGUCGUCGUGCUCAGACCCAGUCUGGGUCAUAUAUGGCGCCACCAGAUAUACAGGCCGAUGGGGAACAAAGCAUGCAGCAUAGCUAUACACAAGGACCCAAGUCGUCGACGUACUCUGAGCAGACUUAUAUACCGGAACUUUUGGCUGCAGAUCCAAAGGAGCAGCCAGCUGAAUUGGGCGGGAAGAGUGUUGUGGCAGAGUUGCCUGGUCAUAUGAGUUCAUGA
Messenger RNA from Penicillium arizonense, 2109 nucleotides. Its product is annotated as ferric reductase family protein. Gene Ontology annotation, biological process: intracellular iron ion homeostasis; iron ion transport; copper ion import. Gene Ontology annotation, molecular function: ferric-chelate reductase activity. The record is from RefSeq and is a predicted model, not a curated record. Gene Ontology annotation, cellular component: plasma membrane. Lineage: Eukaryota; Fungi; Ascomycota; Eurotiomycetes; Eurotiales; Aspergillaceae. The transcript is spliced from 6 exons. The coding region runs from base 1 to 2109 and encodes 702 amino acids.